Messenger RNA from Corticium candelabrum, 2365 nucleotides. RefSeq lists its product as uncharacterized. The transcript is spliced from 10 exons. Bases 71 to 1975 code for a protein of 634 amino acids. The record is from RefSeq and is a predicted model, not a curated record. NCBI's taxonomy places the organism in Eukaryota, Metazoa, Porifera, Homoscleromorpha, Homosclerophorida, Plakinidae.
GUUUACGUGUCUGAAAAUUACAAAGGAACUAGUCGAGUGAGACAACGACGUUUAGUCUGGUUGUGUCCACAUGCUCCGAGCAGUGCUUUUGUUAUUUGUUGGAGUUGGUCACUUUGGUGGUGGUCUUGCCAAUGAAAAUACUUGUGAUGUGUAUAACCAUGAUAUGAAAGAAAGUGUCAGUCUCAACUACAGUUGCACAUCACAAAAGCCAGGUGCAAAAUGGCACAUUACAUUCACUUGGACAGGCAAAAAGGGUCUGGCAAAUGUGAUGAAUCAUUCUCUACAUGAUAUCUAUUGUGUACGUUGCAUUAUUGCUACAGCUCAUAUGAGGACCUGGUCAAUCAUGUGGAAAGACCUAUUUACCUUUGGUGACGUUCAACCAAGUUGUAAAACUUUACCGAAGGGUACUGUGAGUGAUUCCAUAAGUUUGCCUGCACCAAUAAAAGAAUAUGUAGUUUGGGUGUCUGAUUUAAAGAGGCAAACUUCUGCUGUCACAUACAUAAAUAAGUGUAAUCAAGUCGACUGCGAUUGGAGCAAUGUACAUAAAGGUGACAACAGUGUGGAGAUUAGUAGUCCAAAGUUGAAACUCGUUGAAGACAAGGUUUUUCUUCAUUUCUGCGUCCACAUUGAUGAUCCCAGUCGAGCAGAUGAUUUCAACAACAUUGUGACAGUAACUUUAAACACUCGUCCAUAUGGUUGCAAUUGGACACUACCAAAAGUUGCUAAUGUGAAUCUCUAUUUUGAAGCUCAAGUGGCAGUACUGAAGGAAUCAUGUAAACAGUGUUCUGAAACACCAAAUAUACAUUGUGUAACACCGGGUGUAAAUAUGGCAAUUGUAGUGAAUACGAAAUAUAAUACACAAAGUUCACUUAUUCAAUUGUCGGGAAAUAAAGUUCCCAGUCCUACAAUUCCUUCUACAGAUGCACAUGUGACCACAUCUUUUCCAACUAGAGCUGAUCAGCCAAUAGUGACAAGUUCAAUCACUCCUCUAAUUCCAACUACAGCAGUAGUCAUCAACACUUCUCUUCCAACUCAAACUACUCAUACCAACAGCAACACUUCAGACCUCAAUUCUACCAAUUGGUCAAGGGAUGUUUCAUCUCAGACAACUGAACAGAUUAAUGGAGAUGAUAACACCAUUCCCCUGGCAAUCGGAGUAAGCGGGUGCGUUGUUGUCAUUGUUCUCAUUCUUGUCAUUUUGGCUCGUUACAUUUACCCCAAAGUAAAUCCUCAUCAAAGGUCAUCACCAUCUUAUCAGAAACAAUCUGGCAAGAACUUUGUUGUUGUUGUUGAUGAGGAACGCUCUCAAUGUCAAAAUAGAGUCACCAACCAAAGAAAGGAGCACGACACCAGCAGAGAGCUUGAGGCAAUAGUUAUCUAUCACCAAGGAAAUGAACAGAAGGCACACUACGCACGAAAUGUGGUUCUCACAGGUCUUCGUGAUAUGGGCAUUAACUGCACAGCACCUCAAUAUGAAACUAAGAUAAACAUUGACAUCUCCAGAUGGGUACGAGACACCUUGCACAAUAUCCAAGCUGUUGUAGCUGUCUGUUCAGAAGAAUUUUAUGAUGCAUUUUGGUCAGAAAACAAAGUCAGUGACACUGCCAGUGCUAUAAUCUAUGAAAUUGCUUCCCAAAUUAGACCACAACAAGGAAGACCACUAUUUAUUUCAGUCAUUACAGACAGCAGCGAAGAGAAAUAUAUUCCUGACAACUUUCGUAUCAAAGCGCCUAGAAUUUGUCUGACAUCACUUGAUGAGUUUGAUAGACUGGUGAGGCUCAUAAGGAAUGUGCCAGAGUAUCAGCUUCCUCCUCUUGGAGUACAAUUGAAAGUUCCCAGUCCCACAGAUCCAGAAGAAAUCAAAAGUAUUUAUGACCAAAGUCUUGAAUUGGCAUGGAGGAAAAUGGUCAACAUCAGGCCUUCGUACUACACGGAAAAUGAUGACACAGACAGUGAUAGUGUGAUCUCAGUAUAAUGUACAGGACUACAGGGAAAGUCACAAGCCUCAGUAUCACUUAUAUGGAACAAUAUCAUCUGAUGAUAGAAUACUACCAUGUUGUAUUAAUAACUUAAUUAAUUAAUCACCAUACUACAGUAGUUCACUUUACAUCAAGAAUAUUCUAUUUGUAUAAAAUAUAGCUCAAGAAUUAGAACAAACUGUUGAAGCAUAUACAGAAUCUGAGAUAAUACCUAACCAUAUAGUAUACGUACUACAUCGUUCAGAACUUGUCCUCGCAGUCCCAGUGCUUCUAAAGAUAUGCGCACAAUCCGCGAAAACCAUUUCUUGUACCGUCGACGGAGCCAAAAUGUCCUUUUCAUUACUUUAUUUUGUCUUCGCGUUGUACCUGAUUAUCACUGGUGUUUA